Messenger RNA from Prosopis cineraria, 3542 nucleotides. RefSeq names its product RNA-dependent RNA polymerase 1-like. Gene Ontology annotation, biological process: siRNA processing. The record is from RefSeq and is a predicted model, not a curated record. Gene Ontology annotation, molecular function: RNA-directed RNA polymerase activity. Gene Ontology annotation, cellular component: nuclear RNA-directed RNA polymerase complex. Lineage: Eukaryota; Viridiplantae; Streptophyta; Magnoliopsida; Fabales; Fabaceae.
CGUUCGACGUGCCGAGGCAUGAGGAGUGCGGAGAAAAGAAGUGUCGAAAACUUCCAAUGAUGGAUAGUGAGGAGUACUGGAGCAGUUAGAGUGAGAGUGUUGACUCGGCUGACUAGUGUAGAACAAGAAAUUCCUCUUGCUUUCUCUCUCCCCGUGCUUGGAUCUCCUGGCUUUUGAUUGCUUUGUGGACUCUUAAGAUUCGCCAAGGGCAUGGCUCGAGCAUGGGAAGAAGAUAGCGGGCGAAAGCGAGUGACAUAUUUUCAUAGCUCGGAAGAUAAGAAACUACAUUUUGGCUGUCAGAUCUCAAAGGAAAGAUUCUAUAUUUUAUGGAAAGCGGUGACUGAGGAAGUAAACUUUGGGAUUGGAAUGAGAAAGAUGCAGUUCCUUCUGUCCUAUAGAGGGGUGGAUUAUAAACUUGAGCUUUCCUAUGAGAAUAUUUGGCAGAUUGAGCUGCAUCGUCCACACGGUGAAGCUGCAGAGUAUCUUCUGAUUCAGCUAAUUGGUGCUCCUCGAGUAUUUGAGAAAGAUGUACGUACUUAUAAUGAUCAAUGGAUCCGAGCAACAGAUUUCACUCCUUUUGGCUGUAUUGGCCAGUCUUCUAGUAUAUGCUUGCAGCUUCCUUCUCAUGGUUGUCUUCCAAAUUUCAGGGAAAUAUUUGCUUAAUAUAAGGAAAGCAAGAGGAAGUUCUCUUUAGAGGAAGGAAUUCCUUUAUUUAACAAUUUGAAUCUAGUCCCUAUUGUUGCUCCUCCUCAAGGAAUUGACAUACCAUAUGACAUCCUGUUCAAAGUUAACUCAUUGCUUCAGCAUGGGUGUCUUGCAGGUCCAGCGCUAGAUAGUGGCUUCUAUUAUUUGAUUGAUCCACGUAUAACGGAACGUGCUUUCAUUGAACAUGCUUUAGAGAAAAUGUAUCAUUUAAAGGAAUUCUGCUUUGACCCUUCAAAGUGGAUGAUUGAUCAGUACAGAAAGUAUCGUGCAUCACAGCAUCCUUUCCAGUCGCCAUCCCUAUCCUUAGAUAAUGGCUUGGUAUAUGUUCGCAGGGUUCAGAUAACCCCUUGUAAAGUUUAUUUCUGUGGCCCAGAGGUCAAUGUAUCCAAUCGUGUCCUUCGUCAUUUCCAUGAGUUCAUUGAUAACUUCCUGCGUGUUUCAUUUGUUGACGAGGAGUUGGAUAAACUGUUUCCAACAGUUUUAUCUCCUCGUAGAUCUUCUACUGAGCCGAGAAAAACUGAGAUCUAUACCAGAAUUCUUUCCAUUCUUAGAAAUGGAAUACUAAUUGGUGAUAAAAGGUUUGAAUUUCUAGCAUUCUCAUCAAGUCAAUUGCGGGAGAAUUCUUUAUGGAUGUUUGCUCCUACAAGAUGUGGACUUAAUGCUACUGCCAUUAGAAAGUGGAUGGGGAACUUCUGCAGGAUUAGAAAUCUAGCUAAAUAUGCUGCUAGACUGGGUCAAUCUUUUGGUUCAUCUACUGAAACGUCAAGUGUUGGCCGGCAUGAAAUUGAGAUUAUUCCUGAUGUGGUGGUUGAACAUGGUGGAAUUGACUAUGCUUUCUCUGAUGGGAUUGGGAAGAUAUCUGCUAAAUUCGCCAGGCAAGUAGCUAUAAAAUGUGGCUAUAAAUCCACUCCAUCUGCCUUUCAGAUUAGAUAUGGUGGAUACAAAGGAGUUGUGGCUGUUGACCCUACAUCAUCAGUGAAAUUAUCACUGCGUCGGAGCAUGCUCAAGUAUGAAUCAGAUAAUACAAAACUAGAUGUCUUGGCAUGUAGUAAAUUUCAGCCUUGUUAUCUAAAUCGGCAGAUAAUCACUCUCUUGUCUACUCUUGGUGUCAAGGAUCAUGUCUUUGAGAAAAAACAAAAGGAAGCUAUAAACCAACUGAACUCAUUACUGACAGAUUCUUUAAAGGCACAGGAGACUCUGAACAUGAUGUCUGCUGGGGAGAUAUCUAAUAUUCUGAAGGAGAUGCUCAUUUGCGGUUAUAAGCCUGAUACUGAACCUUUUCUUUCAAUGAUGCUGCAAACAUUCAGGGCAUUAAAACUAUUGGAAUUGCGACGCAAAACUAGAAUUUUUGUUCCAAAUGGAAGAGCGAUGAUGGGAUGUCUAGAUGAAACAAGAACCUUGGAAUAUGGUCAAGUAUUUGUGCAAUAUUCUGAUAACAGGUUCAUGCCACUGUCUGAUGGUUCCGUUGCACAUGGCUCUAAGAGAUCUCAUAUAGUCAAAGGUAAGGUGGUGGUUGCAAAAAACCCAUGCUUGCAUCCAGGUGAUGUGCGUGUUUUGAAGGCUGUUAAUGUGCCAGCUCUUCAUCACAUGGUUGAUUGUGUUGUUUUCCCUCAAAAAGGAUCCAGACCUCACCCUAAUGAGUGCUCGGGAAGUGAUCUAGAUGGAGACAUCUACUUUGUUUGCUGGGACCCUGAAUUAAUUCCACUGCAGCAAAUCGUGCCAAUGGAUUAUACUCCAGCCCAAAUUAUACAAUUAGAUCAUAAUGUCACGAUAGAGGAGGUUGAGGAAUACUUUGCGAAUUCUCUAGUGAAUGACAAUCUUGGAAUGAUUGCAAAUGCCCACACUGUCUUCGCAGAUAGAAACCCCAAUAAGGCAAUGGCUGAACAAUGCAUUCAGCUUGCUAAGCUACAUUCAAUUGCCGUUGACUUUCCAAAAACCGGCAUCCCAGCUCUUAUACCUCGUGAACUAUCAGUUAAGGAAUACCCAGACUUCAUGGAGAAACCUGAUAAACCCACCUAUAAAUCAGUGAAUGUGAUCGGAAAGCUUUUUAGGGAAGUGAAAGAAAUUGCACCAGAAGCUAACUCUACUCCAGCUUUUACUUUGGAAAUGGCUAGAAAGUCUUAUGACUCUGAUAUGGAAGUUGAUGGCUUUAUGGAGUAUGUUGGUGAUGCUUCCAAUUACAAAAGCAACUAUGACUUUAAGUUGGGGAAUUUGAUGGAUUACUAUGGAAUCAAGACCGAGGCUGAAAUCCUGAGUGCGAAUCGUAUGAGAAUGUCCAAAUCUUCUACCAAAAGAAGGGAUUCAGAAGUAGAAGCAAUUACUAUGGCUGUGAGGUCCCUAAGAAAAGAAGCUAGGGCCUGGUUUAACAGCCGUGGAAGUGCAGAAGAUUAUGAGGAGGACGAUCUGAAAGCAAAAGCAUCUGCGUGGUACUAUGUUACUUAUCAUCCAAGUUACUGGGGUUGCUACAAUGAAGGUUUGAAUAGAGAUCACUUUCUGAGCUUUGCAUGGUGUGUCUAUGAUAAGCUUAUCACCAUCAAGAGGGAGAAAGCCAGCAUUAGUCUCUUUCAACCGUCUUUCUUGGAAUGCAGGUUUAGCAGUGGGUUACAUUUGUAUUGACAACCUAAACUUGUGCAUUGUAUCUCAUGGAACCUGCAGUAUUAACUGCAGUGUUCAUAUAAGUUAUGUAGCAAGGUGUGAAUAGGACUCGAACGUCACCUUAAGUGGGUACUUGACUCACUUGAGUAUCUUCUAUAUGUAUACUAUAUGUCUGUACUUGGGUCUAGUGGAUGAAGACAAGUUGUUGAUGCAAAUAUAUAUGGCAUGUGGUUUUCUUUCUA